ACCUGCACCAAACCAAACAGUUGAAUUAUGUACCACAGUUUUUAAGAAAAUAUGACCCUUGGAGGCUGGUCAAUGUCAGCCUCCACACUAAACAGAUAAUUAUACUACUCCAUCACGCUGACAUAUACAAAUUCCUGUGACGCAGCGUAGGCUAUAAGGAAGAAGUCUGGCUCAGCACCUGGUCCUGAUGGACAGCUCCUGCUCAGCUGCUGCUUGAAGGAUGCUGUUCAAAACGUGAUUGCUUUUUGUCGUUACCAUCGUCUAAUUCCAUAUUGCGGACUGCGGUUGAAGCUUUGACCUUAACUUAAGGCAUUCCUUUGCCAGUGAUUGUAUUUUCUAUAAUUUUUUCUGUCAAAGCCCCAGAACGGCUACGUCUUCCCACAGAGUGAUACUGCGAGCGAUAUUAGUUGAACAGAGGUAUACCCUCUUAGUGCUUGAGUUGGUGUAGGCAGCACAGACCGUUUGUUACACUUGCUGGAGAAGGGGACUGUAGGAAAGCAGGAAUUUUGGAACUACCUGACAUUCCUAAGAAGGUGAAAGAAAUAAAAUACACAUUAUAAUGUAUUCUUAACAGGAAAUUGCAGCUGGCAUUCCCAAAAACGGAGUGAAACCCAGAAAAUACGUAUUUUCAGACUGUACAACAACCAGCAAAUAACGUAUUUACAAGAAAUGGAUAUUCAGCUGUUUGAAAACCUGGAUGCAAUUUCUCUUUUGUUGGAAACAUUACCCCGUGACUACAACUAGGCUCAUCAGCCUUGGUUUCUUUUUUAUUGUUCUAGGGCACGUUGUUUGGAGUACAACUAUCGAACCUUAAGUUGUAACCCGUCAAACGGGCAUAUAAAUAAAUAAUAAAGCCAACAGCAAAGCCACAACGUGUCAUUGGUCCGAGAAGAUAGUAGCCCCGAUCAAAAGGAAAGCUAUUUAUAAUUCUCUUAGCGCAAGCUAAGAAUAUUCUCUCCUUUCUGUCAACUCUUUGACUGAGUGAAUAAGGAAAAGAGUGAAUAUAGUCUGCAGGUCGCCUGCAGUACUGAUACACACUUGUUGUUACUCUGUUCUAAAGUGAGGACUAUACAACUUAACGCAUAACUUCCUUGUUCUGACGACCUGAAAGUAUCGUGCAUUCUGAGGGCAGCACAACUUUUUUUUUAUUCUAAUCUAAAAACGUCCUCCGAAUAUUUAAGGGAAAUGGUGAAUGAACGCUGGAAAAGUAUGUCUGGGUCUCCCCAGUUGGAAGAGAGUAAUCAGCAGAAACCUCAGAUGCUGAGCUGUGGUUAUCUUCUCUGCACGAUUCUCCUGUUUGUGGCUGUUCUCCUUGCAGUGGCUGUGACUGGCACGAUUCUGUUCAUGAACCACUACCGUGCUGCAGCCACAGAGUCACCACCCCAUAUCACAACUAACCAGGAUGAUACCAAUGCACUGGUCACUGUAGAGAGAGCUGAUGGCUCCCGAGUCAACAUUUUCAUCGAGCCCAAUUGUCCUGACUUCUCCAGCAGCUUCAUACGCCUUGAAGGUCUCCAGUCAUCUGUGCUAAAGGCCAUCAUGGAUCAUGAUAUACAGCUGAAAUCUGUAAAGGGUCAGGAUCGUGCUCUACUGGUUACACUGGCAGAUGAGGUCGCUAAAAUACUGGCUCACACCACUCAGACAAAAAUGGAUUAUGAUGCCCUGAAGAAAGGGCAUAACAGCUUGGGACAAGAGCUAAAUACCCUCCAGAAUGAACAAGGCAGGCUAAUUCAGCUCCUCUCAGAUAGCCAGGCAAACAUGGCAAGGCUUGUGAGCUCUGUCAGUGAAACACUGGAUACUGUGCAGAAAGAACAGGGAGCCGCAAAACCCCACUUCAAAGCUGAUCUGCAGAAGGCUUCUAUCAGAGCAUUACGUCCAAAGGGAUGUUCAUCUGGGUCACGACCUCGGGACUGCUAUGACAUCUACAUGAGCGGACAUCAUGAAGAUGGGGUGUAUUCCAUCUUUCCUACACAUUAUCCUGCAGGAUUCCAGGUUUUUUGUGACAUGACUACAGAAGGAGGUGGUUGGACAGUAUUUCAACGUCGAGAAGAUGGCUCUGUGAAUUUUUUUCGAGGUUGGGAAGCUUAUCGAGAUGGUUUUGGAAAGAUUACAGGGGAGCAUUGGCUAGGUUUGAAAAGAAUUCAUGCUCUGACCACACAGGCCAAUUAUGAGCUGUGGAUUGAUCUGGAGGACUUUGAGAAUGGGACUGCUUAUGCUCACUACAGCACAUUUGGUAUUGGUUUGUUCUCCGUUGAUGCAGAAGAAGAUGGAUAUCCACUCACUGUAGCUCACUACUCAGGAACAGCAGGUGAUUCACUUCUGAAACACAAUGGAAUGAAGUUUACUACAAAAGACCGUGACAAUGACCACUCAGAAAACAACUGCGCCACUUUCUAUCAUGGGGCAUGGUGGUACCGCAACUGCCACAAUUCCAACUUAAAUGGGCAUUACCUCAAGGGUCAUCAUACCUCCUAUGCAGAUGGAGUGGAGUGGUCCUCAUGGACAGGUUGGCAGUACUCGCUGAAGUUUACUGAAAUGAAGAUCAGGCCAACAAGACAUGAUGACUAACCCAAGAGCCACCAGGUGGAUUCAGCCAUGGAUAAACAUUUAUGGCAGUGGGGUCCAUAUAUGCUUGACAUAUAUUGACUUUUGACCAGGCUAAUUCUGUGAAUCAUAUUCAUUAAGACUCUGGUAGAGUGGUUGAUGUUAGGGAUUGUAGUAAUAUAUUUUUGAUAGCCAGUUACAAACCAAUACUUUGCCCAUGCACUUCUUUACUCCCUUUUGUAAAACUGCUAGACCUGCUUUUGAGCAAGAUGUUCUUAUCCUUCUUCGCAUUCUUCUUACAAUGUUCAUUUUUUUUUCUUCUUUAUUUGGUCAAAUCUUAAGCACAGAGGAGCAAUAGUUCUUUAGAUUUUACGUGUACUGUUUUAUUGAGUUAGCUGUGGUGAGGCUAUUCUCAGAAAUAGGGUGUGUUUUUGGCUUCAGUUUAAUACUAUUAUCACUAAUUAAUGAAAUAAAAUAUGUAUUGAGUAUAUUACUUAGAAAAUGGAUGAUGAAAUAAAACAGGUAAUGUGCAGAUUACACAGAAGAUGAAAACGUGACAUACUGGCAGGGAGUCCUUAAAUUGUUAAGCAUAUUUCUUAUAAGUACACAUCAUAAAACAAAUACUUAGAAAUUUUCUAAAGAAAACUGAAAUAUACCGCAGGUGUAUAGCUCUGUAUAUGACUAAUAUUUAAGAAUAAAAACAGAAUAUAAUCAAGAGGUGAUGUGUUUAAAAUAACAAUAGUAAAACAUAGUUAAAUAUGUAAAAUGAUCGAUUAUAACAUGUCUUUAUACUAAAAAUGUGUAUCUUCUUAGCUGCUGUUUACAUCUUGAUCACAGAUUUCCCCAUCAUUUGUUUACAACCUAUACUCCAAAACGGUAUCUGAAACAUGAAUUCACAGUGGAGUUAACAAAUCCUUUUAAAGCCUAGAUCUGAAGAAAUAUCUGCACCCUGUCCUGUACAUGGCAUUGGAAGCAUAUUUGUAAAAUUACCUUGAAAAUAAUGUUAUCAUCUUCAAGCAUAACAAUACUCUGAGUAAAAUUCAGUGCAAACCAGAAUAUUUAUUUAUUUAGGUUUACUACUGAAAACUUGAAAUGGCAUACAUUGAACAGUUACAUGGUCGACCCAAAAUCUUGAAUCUAGAAUGGCGAAAAUGCGGCCAGGUCGAACCUGAAUAUAUCAACACCUGUAGUUCACUGUAUUCGACAUAGCAGGAGGUGACGUCAGUCACCCAUGCUAUGCAGUUUACCAUACCGUGAUAUUCCAGACUCAACGGUAUGUGUAUUUUAUUAUUUUGCAGGGGACCAAGCUCCCCUGCAUCCCCUGCAAAUUAUAUAUACCAGCUCUGAGA
Molecule: messenger RNA, 3893 nt
Organism: Protopterus annectens (West African lungfish)
Lineage: Eukaryota; Metazoa; Chordata; Ceratodontiformes; Protopteridae
Gene: FIBCD1
Product: fibrinogen C domain containing 1
Exons: 7
Coding region: 1186-2568 (460 amino acids)
Source: RefSeq, a predicted model, not a curated record